UUUAGACAUUCAUCUACACCAUCGUCAACAGCAACGUCAACCACAGCAGCAGCAGCAGCAGCAGCAGCCGUCCUCUCCCCAGCCAGAACAACAGCAUGCACAACGCACCCAUAGUUCCUUGCUGGAGGAUGGCAAUCCCAAAAAUCUGAAAUACUGUCAAGCAGAUAUUUGUGAAGCAUGGCCAUUUGAAUCCAAUUCAAUGGAUAUAGUAUUUCAAAGACACAUGAGUCAAUGCAUCACCAAAGACAAGUGGCCACCUAUUUUCAAAGAAAUGUGGCGUGUUUUAAAGCCGGGUGGAAAGAUUGAACUCGUAGAACAUGAUUUUCGCCAUCAUAAUCCGGGGCCUGUGUUAAAAGCCUUUGAUGAAUUCUGUCAAACGCAAUGCGAAGAGAAUCAGAUUGAUUUUGAAUUCACGGCUUCCGUCCUGACUUUAUUGGAAGGAGCAGGAUUCAGUCGAGAAAACAUUCAACAUACGAUCAUCGAUAUUCCGAUUGGUGAGUGGCCCGAAGAGCCAGAAUUAAAACAAUUGGGCUUUAUCAAUAAAGAGGUCAAAAUAGCCUUCUUUAGAAACCGAAGACAGUUUUUCAUCACCAAUUGGCAUAUGCUUUCGGAAGAUUAUGAUCUAGCAGUGCAAGAACUGUUGAAUGAAUACGAAGAGUAUCAUGGGUUUACUCGAUACAAUUGUUGGAUAGCGACAAAAACAUAAGCCAACGACUGGACACAUGAGAUGCUUCUCUCUUUAUGGGAGGGGCGGGGGGUGGACAAAGUGACCUACUGGAUAACUAUUUAUAUAAACACUUUUCUAUUGACUCAAUGCACACGUUACCAGUCCCUUUUCAUAAUUUAUAUUUCCUCCCUUAACAUACGCAAAAGACCCUGUAUACCAUAGAACCACGCUAAUGAUGUAUUUGAUACAGAAAGUUGAAAUCUAUUUUUUUUUUUU
Molecule: messenger RNA, 943 nt
Organism: Mycotypha africana
Lineage: Eukaryota; Fungi; Mucoromycota; Mucoromycetes; Mucorales; Mycotyphaceae
Exons: 3
Coding region: 200-706 (168 amino acids)
Source: RefSeq, a predicted model, not a curated record